This is a messenger RNA of Dictyostelium purpureum, 1248 nucleotides long. RefSeq lists its product as uncharacterized. NCBI's taxonomy places the organism in Eukaryota, Evosea, Eumycetozoa, Dictyosteliales, Dictyosteliaceae. The transcript has 2 exons. Bases 1 to 1248 code for a protein of 415 amino acids. The record is from RefSeq and is a predicted model, not a curated record.
AUGGAAGAUUUGGAUAUUUCCCCAAAUAUUAAAGAAUUAGUCCCUAAUCAACAAGAUAUAAAUGAAUUUCUAUUAAAAGAUAGGUUAUCAAUUGAUAAUUUUUCAAAUACAAAGACAUUAGACAAUAGCAAUAAUAGUGGUAUCAAUACUAAAAACAAUAUUAAAGAGAAUAUUAAUAAAGAUCAAUAUAAAGACAAUAAUAAUCCCAAGGAAUCUUUAAAAUGCAGUGGUAGUGAUUUAGUUCCAGAGCUAAAAACAUCACAGUCAGAUUUAUUUUUUAACCAAGAUUCAUUAAACUCCUCAAUAUCAUCUAGCCCAAAUAAAAACAACUCAAGCUUACCCAACACAAACACAAACUCACCAAAAUCAAUUGAAACUAACCAAAAAUAUAACUGUACAUUAAAUGCAAGCUUGAAGAAAAAAAUAAAGAAACUAAAAAGAGAAAUUAAAUUAAAACAAAAACUUUUAAAUAAAACAGUUAAAAAAAGAGAGUUAACAAUGUCGGGUGGAAUUACAAAAAGUAGCUCAAUAGAUCCAAAUAAAAAUACAAAUAAUAUUGAAAAAUCAUUAUUAAAAAACUCACUAUCAAAUUCAGCACCUGUAUUUUUCAAUAAUGAUAAAAGUUCUUUAUCCCCUAUUUCAAUCUCUGGUAAUGAUUCAUCUGUAAAAUCAAAUAUCUCUUCUUCAAACUCUUCACCAUCAAUAAAAAUUUCACCAAUGUCAAUAUCACCCAGUAUUUCUAGUCCAGCUGCAAAUAAAAAUAAUUUCCAAAACUUAAAACCUAACUAUUUAAUUAAAAAAGCUAUAUCAUCUAAUCAAAAUAGCCCAACUAUAAAAAAGAAAACAGUUUUAAAUAAGAACUAUAGCAAUAUUAAUUCUCCAAAACCUGUUCAAACUACCCAACAACCUCAAGUACAACAACCAUCUAUCCAAUACCAACCAAUUCAGAACCAACAAUUAAACUUUAAUCAACAAAAACAAAAUCAACAGUUACAUUACCAAUUAUUGCAACAACAACAUUUAAACAACUAUUAUAGCAACUAUUAUAAAAACUACUAUGGUAAUCAAGCAUACUACUAUGACUCUACCCAAAACCCCAACUCUUUUGAUAAUCAACAUGCUUGGGGUCAUCAAGACUCUCAAACCCAACAAUACAACUAUAACUAUUAUAAUCAGUAUCCAUACUAUUAUCAACAACAGCAACAACAACCACAACAACAACCACAACAACAAACUGUUCAACAAUAA